Molecule: messenger RNA, 2949 nt
Organism: Alosa sapidissima (American shad)
Lineage: Eukaryota; Metazoa; Chordata; Actinopteri; Clupeiformes; Clupeidae
Gene: mfsd2ab
Product: major facilitator superfamily domain containing 2ab
Exons: 14
Coding region: 215-1825 (536 amino acids)
Biological process (GO): carbohydrate transport
Cellular component (GO): membrane
Molecular function (GO): lysophospholipid:sodium symporter activity
Source: RefSeq, a predicted model, not a curated record
GAAGAUGAAUGAAUGAGGGAGGGAGUGGCGUCGAUGACUAUUUGACUAACUGGCAGUCAGUCAGUGAGAAAAAUCUUAAAUUAAAUGUAGGCUGCCUGCUACAGACAGUCAAGUGGUUCUUAGUUAACGUUAGCGAGUUAACGUUUACGCAGCUUCAGAGCAUCCUUAUUAGGCCUAUUUGUUAUUUUGAUUUUUGCUGAAAGUUUAGAGGGCUAUGGCUAGAGGAGAAGGAGUUGAACACUCCAGUGCGAGUUUGUUAAGUAACGUUAAUGUCAAUGUUAAAUUGGACCCUGAUGCCAUAGGACUUGCGGGAAAGGGAGAGCAGAGAAGUCGGCUUUCCAUUUGCAAUAAACUGUGCUAUGCCGUCGGAGGAGCACCCUAUCAGAUCACAGGAUGUGCUCUUGGCUUUUUCCUGCAGAUAUACUUGUUGGAUGUUGCUCAGCUGGAUCCUUUUUAUGCCUCCAUUAUCCUGUUUGUUGGUCGGGCAUGGGAUGCCAUAACUGACCCAACUGUGGGUUUCCUGGUCAGUCGGACCCCCUGGACAAGAUUUGGCCGUAUGAUGCCGUGGAUCAUAUUGUCUACUCCACUUGCUAUUAUCUCCUACUUCCUCAUCUGGUAUGUUCCUGAUCUGGACCAGGGCAAGGUGGUUUGGUACCUGUUGUGGUACUGCCUCUUCCAGACAUUACAGACAUGUUUCCAUGUGCCGUACUCUGCACUCACAAUGUUCAUUAGUCAUGAGCAGAAAGAGAGAGACUCAGCCACCGCCUACAGAAUGACGGUGGAGGUCCUGGGUACAGUUAUUGGUACAGGCAUCCAGGGACAAAUAGUGGGCAUGGCCAAUACGCCCUGCAUCAACUCUACCCUGACUCCACUGGAUGCUGAUCAAAAUGCCAGCCAUCCAAGCCAUCUCUCUCUGAUGCCAAUCGACCUCACCCGCACAAGGGAAGCCUACAUGAUUGCUUCAGGUAUCAUCUGUGCAAUCUAUGUUCUGUGUGCUGUGGUUCUGUUCUUUGGAGUAAGGGAGCGCAAAGAUCUUGGAAAAACAAAGAAUGAGCCCAUCUCAUUCUGGCAGGGUAUUCAUCUGGUAAUGGGACAUGGACCGUACACCAAAUUGGUCAUGGGCUUUCUCUUCACUUCUCUGGCUUUCAUGCUCCUGGAAGGCAAUUUUGCGCUGUUCUGCUGCUACACACUUGGCUUUCGAAAUGACUUCCAGAAUAUUUUACUGGUCAUCAUGCUCGCCGCAACCCUUACUAUUCCCUUCUGGCAGUGGUUUCUUAUGCGCUUUGGCAAGAAGACAGCUGUUUUUGUUGGGAUCCCGUUCGUAAUACCAUUCCUGGUCCUGGUGGUUUUUGUGAAGAGCAACCUUGUCGUGACCUACAUUGUGUCAUUUGUGGCUGGUGUCAGUGUUGCAGCCGCAUUCCUGUUGCCAUGGUCUAUGCUACCUGAUGUUGUUGAUGACUUCAAAGUGAAAAACCCUGACUUGCAAGGCCACGAAGCUAUAUUCUACUCUUUUUAUGUCUUCUUUACCAAGUUUGCCUCUGGAGUGUCACUUGGCAUAUCGACUCUGAGCCUCCAUUUUGCAGGGUACAUCACAAGCGGCUGCACACAGCCAGAGGAGGUAGGCUUGACACUCAAGAUUCUGGUAUCAGCUGCCCCCAUCGGACUCCUCAUCAUCGGCCUUGUGAUCUUCGUUCUCUACCCUAUAAAUGAGGAAACACGGCAACGGAACCGCAAAAUGCUACAGCACCAGCGGGAGAAAGAGACUCAGAACCUCAGAAUCAGAGACUCCGAAUCAGAAUCCACAGAGUCGGGUAGUUCUGUCUAAAUGUCUGUGGACCAGUCUGAGCACAAUCAUUUGCUUCCUGAACCUGAGGAUGAGCUGAUUGACCAAAACCAAGAUCAGCUGGACUCGACUGCUUGGGGAUCUGAGCGCUAAGAUGGUGAUUUGCAUCGUCUCCACAGGUGUCGGAGCCUUCACAGGGCAGUGAUAUUGAGCCAUGAGACUUGACUGUGCCUUCUCCAUCUCAGACCACAAAUGUACCGUUAGUGAUAUCUCACAAGAUACCAACUGUUUUAUUUAUUUUAUUGCACAAAACCUUAUAAUGUGAUGCAGCCUGGACCUGUUUUGGUUGGCAUUACGAGUGCACCUGCUGCCUGGCCAAAUGGGAUUGAUGUCAUGUGUCAUGUGUGAUAUUGGUGCACUUGACAAGAUAAUGCACUAUGGAAUUCAUACCUUUUCUUAGGGUGGGGUUAUUAAGAAAUGUGACAUUACAUGUAUUUUCAUAGGGUGCCAUUUUUAAUUAUAUUUACCUCUAAUAAUGGAUACAGUUGACAUGAAGAAAUGUAUUUGUCUAUCCAAUGUGCAUGUUCAAAGCUUCAUGGUGAAUGAUGAAUGUAUUUUCUACUGUUUACAAGGUGAGGCUAAUCCCUUUUUAGGGUUUUCACUUUAAGACUGCUUUUUCAGAAUAUUCUUGUUGGGACUAUGCUCAAUACUUGAACGAACUUCAGAUAUACAUGUCCAAGUCAGAAUCAUUGCCAGGGGUGGAUGGGUUCAAAUGUUGCAUUAUUCAGCACAGCACUUCACAGCUUUCAUUUCCUAAGGACUGUGCAGAUCUGUCAUACUGCUGAAUGUAGGUUAGAUUGUCUGGCAGAUCCAGAACUGUUAGUAACAGAGGUAAACAAUCAUAUUUAAGUAUUUAUUAAAUCUGUUUAAAAUAUUUUGAGAGUUUACAUAUAUUCUGCACUUGUAAAUGCCACAAUUUUGUUCCUGCGCCCUGAUUAAAGAAUAUAUUAUAUAUAUUUUAUUUUGAUUCCUGCAAACCUGUAAAAUAUAUUUCUUGGCUAAAUGCAAACCUGCAACAUGAGUUUGAUCUUAAUCUUACUGUGUUGUUCUACCGUAAUCUUCUCACUGCCCAAAUAUGCUUAUAAAAGGGAAGUGCUGUUGUGAAA